CUUGCCUUGUCAGUACAGACCUGAAGACUGUUCAGUCUUGCUGCGUUCGCUGAAGAGUGGCAUAUUACAGGCUCGGGUUGCUCGAAAUCGGAACAGAUUUCGCGUUGCGGCGCGGAAACUUCGGAAUAAAAGCUUUGCAAAAGUUUUUCGGAAAAGGACACUUUUUAAUUCUUGAUUGCUAAUACCUAUAGUUUUGCUGUUCUGCCCCUUACUUAUACAUGGAUUUUAUUAUUCUUAAGGUUAACGGUACGGAUGUAAGUAGCUUUCCUCACGAAGAUGCCGUUAGGGCCUUUAUGGCCGCACAAGAGCCCAUAGUAGUGGAAGUUAAGAGACGUACAACUGGGUCUCCUGUUCACUCCAGAGGAGGUUCCAAUUAUGCAUCCACAAGUUGCCAAACCGAUAUUUGUGGCAUACAAUGGAUAGAUGAAAAUACCAUCGACUGUUUCACCCAUGAUAUAGACCUAGAGGAAGUAACUUUAAGAAAAUGUAGCAGUGAUGAAAAGCUGGGACUCACGGUAUGUUACAGUUCCGGUUCAGAAGUGGAUACUUGCACAGAAGUGUACAUUCGUGAUAUUGCACCUCAAAGUGUAGCAGAUCGAGAUGGAAGGCUUAGGCAGGGCGAUCAAAUUCUACAGGUAAACGGAAAGGAUGUGGCUAAUAAAGAAGAAACAGAGUCGCUGUUUGCCGAAAAUAGGAAAGCUGUUACCCUACUUGUGAGCAGAUGUUAUAAUAGGAGUGAAGAAUACUUAGACGUGGAACCUAUCGACUCUUUAACGUCGCCGAAUGGCAAAAGCGCUGCAUACCAAAACAGUUUGAUCGAGCAGUUGGUUCAACAGCAAUCCGAAGCUCAACAUUCCCCAAAAAAUGACAAUCCAGCACCAAAAAUCCCAUCGCAUUUCAUUCCUGACAAACUCAACCUUACAAAUUCGCUGGUACGCUCCAAAAUUGAUUCUAUCAAUCAGGAAAUCUCGCAGCUUGAUUUUCGGAUGCAAAACAUCUCAUUCAAGAGUGAUAAACGCAAAGCUCCCCAGUUGCCACAUAUUCCACCUCCAGAGUCUGAUACAGAGCAUAUCUAUGAAACAAUUCCAGAAAAUUCGGUAAUUGAUGGGGAGAUUGAGCCGAUUUAUUCUUGCCCAUAUGAACCAGGAGAUGAUAACAUGAUUGAACAAUGGCUGAAAGUGCACCAAGAAGAAGUAUGGGUGACAACGCCGGGAAAAGAUGCAAAUAUUGAUGCUGAAGAUAAGGAGGAGAAGAAGGAAUCUGUGAAGAGCAAAUCUAAGGCACCAAAGAGUAACAGCAGUGGAGAAGAGCACGAAAAUAGCUCCAGUGCUUACAAUACGGGGGGUUCUUCGAAUAGCAAUCCGUUGACUUUUGAACUAGCUGCCACUCAGGAUUCCAAACAGAAAAAUAUUUACAGGUCAACACUGAUUCUAUGUCCACUCGAAGAAAAAGAGGAUACACUGAAAGAAAAAGAAGCCAAAACAACUUGCGAGUCGUGCAAGCGGCAGGCCGCAGCUAAAGCCAAAAAAUCAAAAUCUAGUUCCAAAAUUAUUAGUCCCUCUUCACCCACUAGACGAGUUGGCUUAAGUCCGGCGCACAUGUUAUCGGAUACCAUGUAUACCAAUGUGGCAAACUUACAGCAAACUAUGAUGCUUCAGCAACAAUUGUUCAGGCAAGCCUUAGUUGCUCAAAGCUCAGACACGGGAACUGUUAAACCAACAACCAGUUUCACGUCACCGAGCCUUAGCCAAUAUCAGUUUGUAAGCGGAUCUCAGGGAUACCCUACGAUUAACCAAGAGAAAAGCGUUGAAUCCAAAAUGGAAUGGAAAGUAAAGAGACGACCGGACGGAAGCCGAUACAUUGCCAGAAGGCCGGUACGGAACAGGAUAUUGAAGAAUAGGGAAAUUCGAAUUUCAGAAGAACGUGCUGGAUUAACUACUGAAGAUGAUACCAUUUCCGAACUCAAAAUUGGAAGGUAUUGGACCAAAGAAGAACGUAAGAAGCACCUAGAAAAGUCUAAAGAACGGAAGCAACGACAGGAAAUACUGACAGCGUCAAGACACAUUGAUGAAAUCAUCGAAGAACCGAUUAAGUCGAGCUCCAGAAAGGUGGCUAACAAUAUUGAUAACACUGCCAAAAAACAUCGAACAACAAAAUCAAGAACACACAAAGACAAAGAUGGUCAUGAUGUACAAGACGUCAUCAUUCAUGGGCAAAAGCCACCACAGACGAACGGAAAGUUAGUCGGAUUGUUGUCGGUAACUACUGUUUAAUUCUAGCUUUUCAAAUAGUGUAUAUAUAUAUUGUACUGAAAAUACAAUCUUUAAAUGUAAAUAGUUCCUUCAACUAGUUGGCUUUGUCAUUAUAAUUAUCUAAAAUACUUAUAUGAGAUAUUGACGUACUGGACUGUUCUUGCUACCUGUUGAAAAGUUACGUUAUUCAUCUAAAGACAACAAUUUUGCAUUAAUUUAAAAUCUAUUUUACCAUUUCAUGUAUGUCAUUAAACAAGUUAAAUUGUUUAAUAAACAAUAGCUAAUAAUUAGAAAAAUGCUUUGUAAUUGAUCAAAAUAUAAUCUAAACCAAAUUAAAAAAAUUCUGUUAUGUAAAAUAUCUUCUGCUUUUAUGAGUAAAUUUGAAACCAUAAUUUAAUUACCAAUGUGAUGUUCUUCUAUUUGUAGGUGUACAUAUCAGGUAUAUACGAUACGUACGAGUAAACUCCUAGAUAGACAAUUUUCAUAUAGUAGCAUACAUUUAUAAUUGGACAAUGCACAUAUUUUUUUGUAAUAUAGGGUUUUUCUAUUAGGAACUGAAGGUUCCGGGUUAUAAUUUUUAUAUGAUAAUACUUGAAUGUGUUGGCUUCAGCUCUACCCAGAUAAUCCUCUAGUUUCUAGUUUUAGCGGUUCAAACCAAAUAUACGUUUAAUUUUGUGAGGAUUUCUUUGGUCUCAAGUGGUAUCCUAUGGUUAAGGCGGACCUACACAGGGCAUUGGUUUUUUUCAAUGGAAAACAGUUGAUGUCUAUAUGCAUAUACUUAACGUAAGUAAGUAAUAUCAUUUAAGCGAUAAACCGUAUUUAUUACUAAACUUAACCAAAACGCUUCUGAAUGUUUUCCAAAACAGUUGAUAGAAGAAGAUAUAUAUACCCACUGCAAAUUUAUUCAAAUAAGAAGUAUAUGUGAUAUUUAUUUAAAAAGCAAAGAACCGGCUUUGUAGACAGAGCGAACGUUCAUCAAUGUAUAUCAUUGUAUUGUAUUGGCGUACGCAAAUAUUUAAUUUUUGCUUUUAGCAAGCACUGGUAUUUAAUGAAAAUCUAGCUCCACCUAGUUGUAUAAUCAGUGUCGAAUGAAAUAAAGAUAUUAUCGACAA
Molecule: messenger RNA, 3364 nt
Organism: Dendroctonus ponderosae (mountain pine beetle)
Lineage: Eukaryota; Metazoa; Arthropoda; Insecta; Coleoptera; Curculionidae
Gene: Slip1
Product: PDZ domain-containing protein 4
Exons: 8
Coding region: 219-2273 (684 amino acids)
Molecular function (GO): protein binding
Source: RefSeq, a predicted model, not a curated record